GUGCAAUGCAACUUCCUCUUGUGACUCACUUGUUAAUUAUCUCAAAUCUUGAAAGUCUCGCUAUACUUGGGGUUCUCAACACAACAAGCCGAUUGUGAAAGAAAUAUAGGAAUACCUCACCAUGGCUUCCAAGGCAACCUACGGCAGCAUAAGUGAGACGCAAGGCGAUCUCUUCGACGCGCCAGAUGGAGCAGCCCUGAUUCACGCAUGCAACUGUAUCGGGUCCUGGGGUGGUGGGAUUGCAAAAGCCUUCAAGGAAAAGUAUCCGGCCGCAUACAACAUCUACCACUCACAUUGCCAGAAGUACAAAUUCAGUCCAGAGUACCUAGUAACUUCGGAUUCACCAGACCAGCCCGACAAUAUUCAAUCAUCUACCAGAAACAGAAAUAUCCGAUUACCAGAAGGCACAGCUCUCAUUAUCCCCCCUCAGGAAAAAGACUACAAAGGCAAAGCCAAGAAACACUGGAUCAUCUGCUUGUUCACGUCGCGCAAUUUCGGGAAGAGGGUUAGUUCUCCUGAUGUCAUUAUUCAGAAUACUGAGCUUGCUGUCGCGGACAUGGUGAGGCAGAUUGAUGGGCUUCGAGCUGAAGAGUCGGGCAUUGGGGAGCUUUGGUCGUGUCGGUUUAAUUCGGGGCUGUUUGGUGUUAAGUGGGAGCUUUCGAGGAGCGUUUUGGAGGAUUCGGGUAUGGAUUUUACUGUUGUGCGGCCUGAGGAUGAGGAUGAGUGAUUGAUUCGGGGGUGUAUCUUUCUUUAGGCAGUGUCUUCCUUGGUGUUUGCUAUAUGCAUGAACAUGGUGGACAACAGAUGCGGUUUAUUUUACUUCAUAUCCAAUUAGCAGAACGCUAAUGUCUUAA
Molecule: messenger RNA, 854 nt
Organism: Aspergillus pseudotamarii
Lineage: Eukaryota; Fungi; Ascomycota; Eurotiomycetes; Eurotiales; Aspergillaceae
Product: ADP-ribose 1''-phosphate phosphatase
Exons: 3
Coding region: 122-727 (201 amino acids)
Biological process (GO): peptidyl-glutamate ADP-deribosylation
Source: RefSeq, a predicted model, not a curated record